Molecule: messenger RNA, 1127 nt
Organism: Brachypodium distachyon (stiff brome)
Lineage: Eukaryota; Viridiplantae; Streptophyta; Magnoliopsida; Poales; Poaceae
Product: cell number regulator 6
Exons: 4
Coding region: 152-880 (242 amino acids)
Source: RefSeq, a predicted model, not a curated record
GAACCAGAUCGAGACCACCAGAGACCAGACCACUCGCACCGGUUCGUCGCUCCCCACCGCGGAAGCCCUCGCCUCCGUCGGCAAAACCCCAGGACGAAGGAAAGUGCGCGACGAGAGGAGAGCGAUUUCGCCGAUCUGCUCGGCAACUGCGAUGGCGGGCAGCAGCAGCCACCCGUCGCGGUACGUGAGGCUGACGAAGAAGAACACCCGCUCCGGCCCCGGCGACGACAUCCUCCCCGGCGAGCUCAACCAGCCCGUCUCCAUCCCGCAGCUGGAGCCGAAGAAGUGCGGCGAGUGCGGGCAGGUGCUGCCGGAGAGUCACCGGGCGGCGGCCGACGAGCCGUGGACCACUGGCAUCUUCGGGUGCGCCGAUGACCCCGAGAGUUGCUGGACUGGUCUAUUCUGCCCCUGUGUGUUGUUUGGACGAAAUGUUCAGGCUCUUAGAGAAGAUAUCCCAUGGACAACACCUUGCACUUGCCAUGCUGUCUGUGUUGAAGGUGGCAUUGCACUGGCGAUCCUUACGGCUAUAUUCCAUGCUGUUGACCCAGGAGCAUCAGUCCUGAUUGGUGAAGGCCUGAUGUUUAGUUGGUGGUUAUGUUCUACCUAUAACGGUAUUUUUCGUCAACAACUUCAGAAGAAGUAUCAUCUCAAGAACUCUCCAUGUGACCCUUGCCUUGUCCACUGCUGCUUGCACUGGUGCGCAAACUGCCAGGAGCAUCGUGAAAGGAGAGGUCGCCUCGCAGACAGCAGUGUUGUUCCAAUGACGAUCGUCAACCCACCAGCAGUGCAGGAGAUGAGCGCGGUUGAGAACCAGGCUUCCACAUCGGAGCACGGGGAACCAAAGACUGAGCAUGAUGAUGUGGAGGUCGUGCCUCUGUAGGAGAGAGAUAGCAUGGGAACUGAAAUUGGGCUCGAGUCAUCGCGCCAUUUAGCUCUCUCUAUAUAUACUGUCAAUACUGAUAGAACAUCGGACUGUGUUCUUCUGUCAGGAACAGUAUGGAAACCUUACAGCACAAAGAGCCUGAGUAUUUCCUUGACAUUGCUACCUGUGUAAGAGUGUUGCCCUUGAGCGUGGUUAACAGAAGAGAUAUGUGGGUAUGGUACAAUUAGUGUGCUCGGUUGUUCCA